GUUGACACGGCCCCGGCGGCCGCAGCGCCCGCGGCCCCCUCAGCGCCGGGGGCGCCCCCGAGCCCCGCGGCGCCCCCCAAGCCCCGCGCCGCGCCCGCGCCCCAUGCGCGCCCCGCCAUGACCAUCCUCCCCAAGAAGAAGCCGGUCCCGGCUCCCGACGGUGAUGGCGAUUCCGGCCCUGACGCGGGGCCCGAGCGCGGAGCGGACGCGGGGCCCGAGCGAGGUCCCGGAGGCGUCGGCGAACCCGGCGGGCCCGGCGUGGGGGGGCCGCGACCUCGCGCCUCGCCGCCGCCGCCUCUGCGGGGCUGGGCCGGGCUGCCCGGAGCCGCCGGGUCUCCUCCUCCCGCGGGGCCCGGCUCCGGUAGCGGCGGUCCCGGUUCUACCGACGGCCCCGCGGCGCUGCUUGGGCUGGAGGCGGCGGCGCUGGGGCUGCCCGAGCCCCGCGGGCCCGGCUGCGGCGGCGGAGCCGGAGGAGGCCCCGGGCACAGCAAACGGCGGCGGCGAGGAGGGGCCGGGCCCAGCGCGGGCCCCGCGGGCUCGGGCCCCGGCGGGAUCGGGCUCGGGAUGGGGCUGGGACCCCCCGGCUGCGGCAGCCCCGGGCCCGACGAGGCGGGAGGCGGCUACAACAGCGAGGAUGAGUACGAGGCGGGCAGGGUGGAGAUGGACCCGGCCACCGCCGAGCAGCAGGAGCACCGGUUCGAGAAGGCUCUGCGGGAGAAGAAAGGCUUCAUCAUCAAACGCAUGAAGGAGGACGGGGCCUGCCUGUUCCGGGCCGUGGCUGAUCAGGUGUACGGAGACCAGGACAUGCACGAGGUGGUGAGGAAGCACUGCAUGGACUACCUGAUGAAGAACGCCGAUUAUUUCUCCAAUUACGUCACGGAGGAUUUCACCACCUACAUCAACCGCAAGCGCAAGAGCACCUGCCACGGGAACCACAUCGAGAUGCAGGCCAUGGCCGAGAUGUACAACCGGCCCGUGGAGGUCUACCAGUAUGGCACUGAGCCCAUCAACACCUUCCACGGGAUCCAGCACAACGAGGACGAGCCCAUCCGGGUCAGCUACCACCGCAACAUCCACUACAACUCCGUGGUGAACCCCAACAAGGCCACCAUCGGCGUGGGGCUGGGGCUGCCCUCCUUCAAACCGGGGCUGGCGGAGCAGUCUCUGAUGAAGAGCGCCAUCAAGACGUCGGAGGAGUCGUGGAUCGAGCAGCAGAUGCUGGAGGACAAGAAGCGCGCCACCGACUGGGAGGCCACCAACGAGGCCAUCGAGGAGCAGGUGGCCCGCGAGUCCUACCUGCAGUGGCUGCGCGACCAGGAGAAGCAGGCGCGGCAGCCGCGCAAGGCCAGCGCCACGUGCAGCUCAGCCACGGCGGCGGCCGCCUCUGGCCUGGAGGAGUGGACGGCCCGCUCGCCCCGGCCCCGCAGCGCCGCCCCCUCCCCCGAGCACCCCGGGCUGCACCCCGAGACCCCCGGCCCCAAACCCCCCUCGCCCGGAGCCCCCCCCGCCGGAAAACCCCCCUCGCCCUGCGCCCCAGGGACCAGCAGCCAGCUGGGGGCGGGGGGCGGCCGGGCCACGCCCCCGCUGGUGUCGCUGUACCCCGCGCUCGAGUGCCGCGCCAUCAUGCAAGCAAAUGUCCCCGACCGCCUUCGGCUGAAGGGCCUGAACGACUGGGAGGACGACGAGAUCCUGGCGUCGGUGCUGGCGGUGUCGCAGCAGGAGUACCUGGAGACCAUGAAAACCUCGCGCCACAGAGACCCCGCCGCCGACAAGAGUUGAUAUUGAACCCCCGGACUGCGACCCCCCCCGCCCCCAAAAAACACCCCCAAAACACCCCCAAAACCCCCCCCCAAGAGAGACCCUCCGGACCCCCCACCCUCCUCCCCCUCCCACCCAAAAAACAAAAAAAAAAACCAACAACCAAAAAAAAAAAAAACAAAAAAAGGCGAAAAAACCAAGGCUGACCCCGACCCCCCCCCCCCUCCCCAAUUCCCACUCCCCCCUCCCCAAAAAAAAAACCCCCCAAGGGACUCUCGGUGCGGGGCUGGGGGGGCUCUGAGUUUGGGGGUGACACAAAAAAAACCCCCCCAGCAAAAAUGGGGGAGGGGGACACAGCGCUGGACGCCGCGGAUGAACCUCGGCUGAUUUUUUGUUGGGGGGGGGGGAAGAGAAGAUGAUGAUGAAGAUGAAGAUGGAGAAGACCCCUCCUCAAAAUGACUGGGGGAAUGCUGGGGGAGGGGCUGGUAUUUUUUUUUUUUUCUAGGGUCUCCUCUUUCUUCCCAUCCCUCCCCCUACUCCCCCUCCCCCCAAACCACCGUGGGAUUUUGCUGUUUUGGGGGAUGGGAAAGGGGGGGCGGGGGGGCAAAAAAGGGGGCGGGGGGAGGGGGUCCUCACUCUGCCCCUCCCCCCUCUCCUGAAUAUCAGCACCUGGGGGGGGGGGGGGGGAGGGGGGGGAAGGGGGUCCGGGGGUGCUGCCCCCCCACAUCCCCCGCACCCCGGUAUUAAACUCAUGCCCAGCA
This is a messenger RNA of Agelaius phoeniceus (red-winged blackbird), 2519 nucleotides long. Lineage: Eukaryota; Metazoa; Chordata; Aves; Passeriformes; Icteridae. The record is from RefSeq and is a predicted model, not a curated record.